Molecule: messenger RNA, 959 nt
Organism: Cyclopterus lumpus (lumpfish)
Lineage: Eukaryota; Metazoa; Chordata; Actinopteri; Perciformes; Cyclopteridae
Product: protein B4
Exons: 5
Coding region: 24-959 (311 amino acids)
Biological process (GO): nucleosome assembly
Cellular component (GO): nucleosome
Molecular function (GO): DNA binding; structural constituent of chromatin
Source: RefSeq, a predicted model, not a curated record
CUUGUUCUAUUGAAUUCUCAGCCAUGCCUCCUAAAAAGCCCGCAGCAGACUCCGCUGAGCCGCCCAUGCCGUCCUCCAGCGAUGCCCCGGUGGAAGAGAAAAAACCAGAUGCUGCGGCGCUGCGCAAACUAGCAACUCAUCCCACCACAGCAAUAAUGGUGAAAGAAGCACUGGAAGAGUUGGACUCGCGCAAAGGGCUCUCCUCCCAAGCCAUUCAGAGUUAUAUCAAACAAAAAUACCCCUCUGUGGAUUUGGUGCGGUUGAAGCACUUGGUCCGUAGGGCCCUGAAGAAAGGAAUCGAGACCGGCACGCUGGUGCGGCCUGUCAACUCCAAAGUCACCACUGGCGCAAUGGGAAAAUUUAGGCUUGCACCAAAAGUGAAGGAGGCAAAGCCCACAACUGAGAAUGUGGAUCCCAAUGUGGAAAAAGUACCCAAAGCGGCCAAGGAUGGAGCCAAGAAGCCCAAGAAAGCGGGUGUCGCAAAAAAGGAAGAUUCUGCCAAUGAAGAGGACGAGUCAAAGGAGGAACACAACCCUCCCAAAAGGUCUAAGAAAGUAAAGGAAGCUGCAACCUCAGCACCGACUACCUCAAAGGUUGCUCCAGCAAAGAAGCCAAAAGCAAGAAAAGCUGCAGAGAAAGAUGAUGGUGAGGGAGCCAAAACUACAGUAGCAAAGGCUACCAAGGAGUCAGCAAAGGCUACCAAGGAGUCAGCAAAGGCUACCAAGGAGUCAGCAAAGGCUACCAAGGAGUCAGCAAAGGCUACCAAGGAGUCAGCAAAGGCUACCAAGGAGUCUACCAAGGAGGCAGCAAAGGCUACCAAGGAGGCAGCAAAGGCUACCAAGGAGUCUACCAAGGAGGCAAAGGCAGGAAAGGCACCUCAGAGCAAAGCUGCUAAAGCAAGCAGUGAGGCCCCUGCUGCUAAAGCAACUGGGAAACGAGGGAGGAAGACUGCUGAAUAA